UAUAUAUUUAGAGGGGAACCAGAUUUGCCCUGUGAGAGCUAGAGCAAUCAGAUCAUCCUCAUUGUAUCCUCUACUCAUGGAUUGAAAUGGAGGGUACACCAAACAAAUCAGUUCAAAGCUUCGCUGGCUCGAGAACUGAGAAAUCUACCGGGUCUAGUCAUCAUAGAGAAGCAGAGCAAAAUGACAGUUUUACAAGAAGGGAAUAUACUUGUGCUGAUUUUAUUGAAGCACUUCGCUUGAUUGAUCAGGAGGCAUUCAAGUGUAGCAUUGUUCUGAAUGACUUCUCCAUGCGAGCAAACAUCACUGAACCAUCUUACCGCACAGUGAAAUUAGAUGGUAUCUGCUCAACCUUUGUUUCAUCAGUUUUAGCUGGUGGAUAUACCUACACAGGUGAGGUUGCUACCACUGAUGGAGAUGCAAAGGAAAAUGCAGCCCGUGUGGCGAUCAAGUCAAUCCUUGUUACUAGAAGCAACCACAUGUUGGAGAGCAUCAGGUCAAACAAACCAACAGGAACAACAAUACAAGGAGAGCAGUCAAGCCAGCAGACAAGUGCCCAUCCUGCAGUAAUUUUCACCCCACCUGCUAGUAAUAACAUCCCUUGUGCUCCCCACCAUCACUAUAUGCUGCAUGCGCCAUUUGCUCCUCUUGAACAGAUGCAGUGGCGCCAUCCUGGUACUCCACAGAUGGUGCCGGUUUUUCCUCAUGAACAGAUACAGUGGCGCCAUCCUACCCCAGUACAUAUGCCAUUUCAUCCCCAUGAACAGAUGCAAUGCCGCCAAUCCCCUGCACCAAUGCCGUUUCUUCCCCGUGAACAGAUGCAAUGGCGCCAUCCCGCUGCACCAAUGCCAACAUUUCCUCCCCAUGAACAGAUGCAAUGGCAUAAUCCUGUUGCACAGAUGGCAUAUCUUCCACCUGAACAGAUGCAACGGAAUGUUCCAAUUGUACACACACCAUCUGAAAUGAUGCAAAUGUGGCAGCUUCCUCAAUCAAUAUCCAGCUCUAAUCCUGUGCUGCAAAAUGGGCUUUACUCGAAUACAGGUGGCGAUGAUGACAUGGUAGUAGAGGUUGGUUCCGCUGAGGAGACUAUGACUUUGAGUGGUACUAAGCGCAAAAUGGACCAAACUGAAGAGGCAGAGGGCAAGCAGGCAAAGAUCUCCAAGUAGCAUCAAUUUAUCAAGUAUCUACUUCUUGAGGAACCAAUUGUGAUGAGCAUUCUCUGCACCAUAUCGAUGAUCCAGAUAUGAUUCCCCGUGUUGGAGACUUGGAGUGGUACUGUUCAUCUUAAAUUUGGUCUCUCUGCAAACAUUAAGUUUAUGGAAAUGUAGAAGACUUUAAGCUGUUUCUUUAGUGAGGCUAGCAAAACUAUCAUAAACCAUAUGCUCCUGUAAGAUCAGCUGUUGACAAGUACCGUUUAUCAUUUGAAUAUUUGUGUGCAACCUCUUAUAUAGCAGCCUUUGGAUUUUGUGGUA
This is a messenger RNA of Oryza sativa Japonica Group (Japanese rice), 1469 nucleotides long. RefSeq lists its product as uncharacterized. The record is from RefSeq and is a predicted model, not a curated record. NCBI's taxonomy places the organism in Eukaryota, Viridiplantae, Streptophyta, Magnoliopsida, Poales, Poaceae.